AUGGAGAGUUCCAAUGGCCACUGCUCCAUUUCCUUGGCCAUCCUCUUCGUCUUUGCUGCUCUGCUGCUCAACGCUGAUCUAGGGUCGUGCCACUGCUUCAAGCGUAUCUUCUCCUUCGGCGACUCCAUCACUGACACUGGCAACUUUGCAUACACCGUCCGCAACAGACCACUGGGUCCACCCUUGGUGCCUCCUUAUGGAGAGACCUACUUCCACCACCCCACGGGCCGCGCCUCUGAUGGGCGUCUCAUAAUCGACUUCUAUGCGCAAGCGUUGGGCCUGCCGCUGCUGCCACCGAGCUUGCCUCUGGAGAAGACGGGGCAGUUUCCCGCCGGUGCCAACUUUGCCGUGUUCGGCGCUAUGGCGCUGAACCCGAACUACUUCAAGUCCAAGUAUAACUUCAGUGUACCGUUUCCUUGGAGCCUCCAGGAUCAGCUCGCUACUUUCAACAAAGUGCUCACACGGAUUGCUCCAGGAGAUGCUGCAACAAAGAGGCUCCUGAGCGAGUCCCUGGUCAUCUUUGGUGAGAUCGGCGGCAAUGACUACAACUUCUGGUUCUUCGAUCCUAAGCGCAGCAAGGACAGAAACACACCCCUGCAGUACAUGCCCGAUGUUAUCGCCAGCAUAGGAGCCGGCGUGCAGAAGGUGAUCAACCUCGGCGCGAAGACGAUCAUUGUCCCGGGGAACUUCCCCAUCGGGUGCGUGCCAGCCUACCUUAGUACUCACAAGAGCAAUACAUCUGCGGACUACGACCAGUUCCGCUGCCUCGCGUGGUUCAACGUGUUCUCUCGGAGGCACAACCAGCUGUUGAAGCAGGAGGUCGGCCGGCUCAAGUCCCGGAACCCCAGCGUGAAGAUCAUAUACGCAGACUACUACGGUGCCUUCAUGGAGUUUGUCAGGAAUCCCCACAGGAAUGGCAUCGACAGUCCUCUGGUGGCAUGCUGUGGCGGCAACGGGCCCUACGGGACCGGCCGUAGGUGUGACCAGAACGCGAAGGUUUGCCGCGACCCGUCCAGGUUCGCCAACUGGGACCAGGUUCAUAUGACGGAGAAGGCAUACAGUGUCAUCACCAAUGGGGUGCUCAAUGGCCCGUAUGCGGACAUCCCGUUGCUCCACGCUUGCUAG
This is a messenger RNA of Triticum aestivum (bread wheat), 1125 nucleotides long. Its product is annotated as GDSL esterase/lipase At1g28600-like. Gene Ontology annotation, molecular function: hydrolase activity, acting on ester bonds. The coding region runs from base 1 to 1125 and encodes 374 amino acids. The transcript is spliced from 3 exons. The record is from RefSeq and is a predicted model, not a curated record. Lineage: Eukaryota; Viridiplantae; Streptophyta; Magnoliopsida; Poales; Poaceae.